UGGCAAUUCAGGUCAUGAAGCAAUGCUUCAGCUUUCCGAAUAAUUUGAACCCACCAUUAUUCAGACGCGAACCUGUUCUUUUACACAAUUCCUCGGAGAUGAACGUGACUAGGACCCAAACAGAAGGGCCAAUGCUUAUCUAGUCUUCCCAAACGUGGUCUGACUGGUCCGGUUUCUUCUUCGGCGUAGCGCAAGCAGUACUGCCAAGCGCUGAAACCCUUCCGCUAUCAGAGAUAUAGCUGCAUUCAUCGUGCCAUCUCCUCUACCUUCGCUCGCUUGCUUGCAGCCUUGACCUUGCGCAUCAUGUGGACUUCGUGCAUAGAAUCGCAACGCAGGGAAAAUGAAAACGGAAUCAUAGGGGUUGACCGUAUUGGAGAAAACGAUUCGGACAGCGACAGCAAAGCUACGGCGGCAGACACAGGCCGAGCAAAUCUAAUUCACCACCCCUCUCGGGCAUUGCCCAGCAUCGAAAGGUUCAGCGACCGUGCUAUGCCAGAAACCACCAGUCCUAGUCCGGGCUCCUCCUCCCAUGACGACAAUACCAUCGACGUUCCCAUCAAGCUCGGGUCAAAACCAGCCCUCUUCUUCAUCAUCGAAUGUCGUUGACGGCAUGCCAGUCGAUCCCCUGACCCAAACUACACAAGGCUCAGAAUCCCAUUUUGCCGUCAUCGGCGUUGCGACGGUGCUCGGGCUCAUCCUAGUUUCAGUUGCCGGCUUCUUUAUCUGGAGAUCCUGGACGCAACAGGACUCGGAUUCGAGGAGCGGGUUCACCGAUGAGCGCUCGUGGACCCCUCGAGAGGAGUGCAAUGAGUGGCGGACGGGAGCGACGAAGCAAGAUAGAAAUCGGAGGGAUAGAACGACCCGACGCACGGAAAGGAGUGGGGCACGUAAUUCGACUCAGAAAUCUCCCGAAUCUGUGUUGCUCUCGAUAGAGAUGGGACGGCAAGAGGUCGAGGGGACGGUGGCCAAUGGAAUAGCCCCCAGAGAUCCACCUCCUACCUAUAACGCGGCUGCCGCCUGUCACAUUGAUUAGUGUGAAGUGUCGGAUGGACUCUCUCACAUGCAACGCCUGUGUAUCGGAAUCAGAUAAUCUUAUCUCUCAUUCGCACCCAGA
Messenger RNA from Mycena citricolor, 1114 nucleotides. Lineage: Eukaryota; Fungi; Basidiomycota; Agaricomycetes; Agaricales; Mycenaceae. The record is from the annotation of a GenBank genome assembly.